Messenger RNA from Drosophila persimilis, 1810 nucleotides. It is a transcript of the gene Pop2, whose product is annotated as CCR4-NOT transcription complex subunit 7. NCBI's taxonomy places the organism in Eukaryota, Metazoa, Arthropoda, Insecta, Diptera, Drosophilidae. Gene Ontology annotation, molecular function: nucleic acid binding; poly(A)-specific ribonuclease activity. The transcript is spliced from 5 exons. Gene Ontology annotation, cellular component: CCR4-NOT complex; CCR4-NOT core complex; P-body. The record is from RefSeq and is a predicted model, not a curated record. The coding region runs from base 411 to 1298 and encodes 295 amino acids.
CGAUUUUCAAAUGUUUGCUAAAUAAUUUGAUUGAAGCCACCGCAGGAUAUCUAAUGAAAGUGCUGAUCACGUGCCCGCUACGAGAGCUAUUUACUCAGUGCAAUAAAAUCGCAACCAAGGACGGGGGAAAACCGCAAGCCAGACAGACAUUUUCUCCCACUUUACAAGCGCCUAGAGAGACGCCGAAUAUUCCGCAACACCGCAAGAGGGACAGAGUCUUCCGCAAAGAAACAUGAAAUGGGCAUUGUUGCACUGAGGUCAUUUAGAAACUGAAACAAUUCAAUAUUAACACGUAAUAUCGAAAGAGAGAGCUUGUUCCUUGAGUCUUGAGCUUAGGGCAGGGCGAAGAGGUGGCCGAGGCCGAGGCAACUCCGCAGCACGAGCGACAGGCGACGACCGGCGACGAUACAAUGCCCUCGGCCAUUAGCGGCGCUCCGCACGGCCAAGUGCACAUACCCAGCAACGAGGAGUGCGGCAUCCGAGACGUGUGGAAACAUAACCUGGAGGAGGAGUUUCGCACCAUACGCAAGGUCGUGCAGAAAUAUCAUUAUGUGGCCAUGGACACAGAGUUUCCCGGCGUAGUGGCGCGACCCGUUGGCGAGUUUCGAUCCACCGCCGACUAUCACUAUCAGUUGCUGCGCUGCAAUGUGGAUCUGCUGAGGAUCAUUCAGCUGGGUCUGACCUUUAUGGACGAUGAUGGCAAGACGCCUCCAGGAUACUCCACGUGGCAGUUCAAUUUCAAAUUCAAUCUAAGUGAGGACAUGUAUGCCCAGGACUCGAUCGAUUUGCUGCAAAACUCUGGAAUACAGUUCAAGAAGCACGAGGAGGACGGCAUCGAUCCAAUUGAAUUUGCCGAGCUGCUCAUGAGCUCGGGCAUUGUGCUGGUAGACAACAUCAAGUGGCUGUGCUUUCACUCUGGCUACGAUUUCGGCUACCUGCUCAAGCUGCUCACUGACCAGAAUCUGCCCUGCGACGAGGCUGACUUCUUCGAGCUGCUGCACAUCUACUUCCCCAACAUCUUUGACAUCAAAUAUCUGAUGAAGUCGUGCAAGAAUCUAAAGGGAGGCCUUCAGGAAGUGGCCGAUCAGCUGGAACUGCGUCGGGUCGGACCCCAACAUCAGGCUGGCUCUGAUGCCCUGCUCACUGGCAUGGCAUUCUUCAAAAUGCGUGAGAUGUUCUUUGAAGACAAUAUCGACCAUGCCAAGUAUUCAGGACAUCUGUACGGCCUGGGCACCUCGUUCAUCGUGAACGGCAACAACUUCCACGAGAGCAAUGGCGAGACGAGCAGUGCCUCAUGAUUUAUACUGAUGGGCAAUGCUGUUGUGCCUGAUAAAAAGCCAGUCGAACCAGAAGGAGCCGGAGAAGAUGCCGCACCGGAAUCACCACCACUCAAGGACACUCGGACAACCGAACCCACUUUAACAGCACCGCAAUAAUCACCUCCUCCUCUCCCAAAAAAAAAAAACCUCCCCAUAAAACAGACCAUCAAAACAGCUUUUGCACUUUCCAUUUAUAAUAUUCCCGUUCCCCGUCAAACACAAAUUUGCUGUUCAUUUAAAGAAAAACAAAUACCAAACCAAACAAAAAAGAAACCACUGGCAUAAACAAAUUUUCAAUCUAAAAGGGAAAUAGAAAAAAACGUCAAACUGAAAUAGAAAUAUAAUCAAUUUCUGCAUGUCUAAAUGUGUUACGAAUACAAAACUAAGAUAACUAAGCUAAUAUUGUAAGCCAAAAGGCCACAUAGAGUGUCGUGUCUUUGUAUAAAACAAAACAAAAAACAAUAUAUUUAAACAUUUUUAAAUUAAUAUAA